GACGACCGUCGACACUCGGCAGUGUGCUAUCCGUACGCGUUAGCUUCGCACGUGUUUCGAAGCGUUGCGUCUUCCGUCGCCGCGGUCCGAAUAAUUUCCGUGCGUGUUUAUAACAUUAAUAUUAUUUUUGUUGUUUAUCUAUUAUUGUUAUUGACGUCCAUUGUAUAUCGACACUAUACGACACCUGCCCGGAGACAUUAUCGUACAUUUUUCAAACACCCGUACCUUUCUGCCCCUAUCGUACAUACCGUAAAUUAUUUACCGGCGAUUACGUGUGCGAAAUAAUAACAAUAACAUUAUGUUUUUGUCCGCCCACGACGACGGGACGUGCGCCCGCCACCGUGCGGCCGGUAGCACGUAGUGCCGUUGAACGGGAAUACCUAAUAAAAUAAUAAUAAAUUAUUAGAAAAAAAAAAAUUAUAGCAGUUUCGUCGCAUCCGACACGACUGCUGUCUCGUACACCACACCAGCAGUGACACGCUCGUCCGCAGCUUUGAGCUUUCGCGAGUCACGGUCACCGCGCGAUGGCCGAUGUCCGCAAGUGCACCGCCGCCGUGUUGUGCGUUCUAGCGGCGACUCUGGUGACCGCCACGCUUGCAGCCCGCAAACAAUCGCCUCUGCUCGAAGACAACGCCUUGCCCAAGAAACCACCGUACAGGGUGACAGAAUGCCAGUUUGGCAAACAGCUCAAAGAAAUCGGGUCCAUUUGGUUCGCGGACUUGGGACCACCUUUCGGUGUCAUGUACUGUAUUAAAUGCGAAUGCGUCCAGGUUCAAAAGAAAAGAAGAAUUAUUGGCCGGGUGCAAUGUCGGAACAUAAAAAAUGAUUGCCCUAAACUCAAUUGUGAAGAACCUAUAUUAUUGCCAGGAAAAUGUUGCAAAUCAUGCCCAGGAGAAGAUGCCAAGGACUUUGUUCAAGAUCCACCAGACGAAGAAGAGAAAAGCAUGAAACAUUUUGCCGCGGUAUUGACUGGUCAAUCAACAAAAUCAAAUAAUGACCUCAAGAAAAUGGAUUUUCCACCGACUUCGAUGCAAGAAAUGGGAUUAGACUAUGUGGCAACUGGGCGUUUUACGUUCUACAGAAAACAUUUAUAUUUUUCAUUUUAUACCAACAAACCUGACAGGCCUAGAAUGGUGCAGUUUAUCGACACCAAUGGCAACAUAAUUGAAGAAAUCGCGUUGCUAUCAGGCACCUCCUACCAAAACCUGACAAACAAAAUUUGCGGAGUCUGGCGACGAGUAUCCAAAGACUACAAGCGAUUAUUACGAGAGGAAAAGAUAUCCGUAUCACUAGUCUGGGACACGGCCAUUAUCGGUGGCUCUCUUUACAGGUUUAGAGCAUUGGACACGGAGGCAUUCAGCUCGCUCCUCACGGGCGACGCCCGAGACUCCGGCGGUACGAGCAUUGUGUCCAUAUCGACCAUAUCACCGUCCAUACACGUACAAAUCAUGUUCAGUGGCCCGUUCGCCAGUCAAGACGGCGGAUUGUUCCUAGUCAAAUUGAAAUACGCCGGAAACGAACGCGCCAUCAUAGAAGAAACCAUAAGAGUAGACAAGCUUACGAACGGUACGAUCGUCAUCGAAUUACGAUCACCCGUCACGUUUUCCGACCUCAACGCGUUGUCCAAACGAGACAUGGUCGUCACUCUGGAAGCCAAACAGUCGGGUUUCAAGUUGCAGGGACUCGUGGUACCCCGGGUGUUCUGCGACCUCUAUCAGACGCUAGUCGUAUCCAAUGGCCAUCAAAUUGACUCCAAAAAAGACAGGACCUGUGGCGUGGCUUGGGCGUUUAUUAAUAAGGACGGAGCGUUGGAGUAUCGUGUUAAAUUUGACAAUAACGCAGUCACUGAGUUGGCUAUUGUUUCUAGCGAAUCCCGUGUGUCGGCUCUCGAUAUAUCCGAGACCAUUGUCCAAAACUGGAGCAACGGGACAGUGUCUACCGUGGGCCCAGUACACCUGGAGCAAUUGUACGCCGAGGAGUUGAGCUUGUUCAGUGCGUCGUCCGGCUUUAAGAAUCGAUUUCUGUGGAGACCCGUGGCUGAUGCUAGAGACACGUCAGGUGCGAUGCUUCUGUCCAGUCCCGACGAACGGUCAAUGGUUGGCAUCUUGUGGAUAACCGUAGACCCCGACUGUACGCUACAAUACGAAGUCGUCCUCUCCGGUUCCAACGUCAAAAAUCGAAUCUUUGAACUAUACAUCGAAGACUCGCCGCUUUUACUUCCCGGGGCACCGGUGUUCAGAAGACUUCUCGAGGAGUUUGAGGGGCCGACGCUCGAAGGGUACACUAUCGGCUUAGGCCAAGAAGAAUUAUUACGACUCAAUGUUAACAUCGUACACGUGGACCUGUGGGAUCCGAAACUGGGACAAUCCAUACUAAAAACCGAAUGGAAACAUGUUAAUGUUCCUGCAGUUUGUUAUACUCGAGACGCGGGCGAUAACGAUUCAAACAAUAUACUCAUGAACGACGACGAGUCAGACCAUCCACACACGUCACACUUAAGUUGUUUACAUGGUCAAAAAUACUAUCAACAUGGCGCUCAAUGGACAUCCACAGUAGACGAAUGUUUCAUGUGUAAUUGCCAUUAUGGUAGGGCAAUAUGUGAUCUUAUAAUUUGUCCAGUAGUUCAAUGUCCAAUGCCUUCGGCCAAACCAGGAAUGUGUUGUCCAACGUGUGAAGAUAAUGUAUAUGAAAAUCAAAACAUUUCGACAAACUCUUGUUUGCUAGCUGGACAGCAAUUUCAAGCUGGCAGUAGUUGGCAUCCAUAUUUACCUCCAAACGGGUUUGACACUUGUACACUAUGUCAUUGUAAUAACACAUCAUUAAAAAUAAAGUGCCAACGGAUGGACUGUCCACCAUUGGAAUGUGAUCAAAGAGUGGCUAUCAGGCCAACUAAACGUUCCUGUUGUAAGGUUUGUCCGUCCACUUUGCAAACUACUUCUAAACCAACAGGUCCACUUGUUCAACUAGCUCAGGGUGACCAACAAGUUAAUGUAGAAAGUGGUUCAGAUAUAGAAAUAUUAACCAAUGGUGGUUGCAGUUAUCCUGUAGGAGGACCAUAUGAGAACGGUCAAGAAUGGCAUCCCAAGAUAUACUCUCAUGGUGAAGUCAAGUGCAUCAAUUGUAAAUGCAAAGAUGGAAAAGUGAGAUGUGAUCGUAAAAAAUGUCCAAAAUGGUCUUCGUGCUCAGAUCCUUGUUGCAAAUCUGUUUGUCGAAGACACAAACGUCAACUAUUUAAAUUUUAAAUAUAAACCAUACAUUGUUCCUGAAUAAACAAAAAAAAAAAAUUUAAGUGUAAUGAUGAAUAGGUACAGAAUAAUAUUACAAACUUUUAUAUACAAUAAUGAUGAGACUCAUCAGCAGUCUUAUACUUAUGAUAAUAUAUUAUUGUUUACCGAAAUCCAUAGACUGAUAUACAUAAUAUAUAUUAUUUUUCUUUUAAUGAGUAGCUGAUAUUAUGUAAUUGUCAGUAUUAA
Molecule: messenger RNA, 3473 nt
Organism: Rhopalosiphum maidis (corn leaf aphid)
Lineage: Eukaryota; Metazoa; Arthropoda; Insecta; Hemiptera; Aphididae
Gene: sog
Product: dorsal-ventral patterning protein Sog
Exons: 15
Coding region: 525-3242 (905 amino acids)
Biological process (GO): multicellular organism development
Molecular function (GO): protein binding
Source: RefSeq, a predicted model, not a curated record